This is a messenger RNA of Ichthyophthirius multifiliis, 1340 nucleotides long. RefSeq lists its product as hypothetical. The record is from RefSeq and is a predicted model, not a curated record. The transcript has 12 exons. The annotation marks the transcript as partial. Lineage: Eukaryota; Ciliophora; Oligohymenophorea; Hymenostomatida.
UUAAACUAAUUAAAAUUAGAAUCAAAUAAAAUAUGGUUAAUGCUUGGUCAGUCGCAUGGACAAUAGGCAAUGGAAGAAGAAGCGAUUUUACUUAAGGAUAAUAAUUCAUACCUGGUCCUGGAGCAUAUAAUGUAGAUAAAAAAUAAAUAAUGGUUCCUCCUAAAUGGAAAAUCGGAUCUGAAAGCAGAGGAAAUUAAAAGCCGAAUUAAAAUCCUGGUCCAGGAUAAUACUCUACAAAAACUUAUGUUGAUCAAGGUUCUAAAUAUACAAUCGGAAAUUCUACAAAGCCAAUCGGCAACACAUUUUAAUUAGUUCCUGGUCCUGGCGCUUAUAAUAUAAAUAAAUCAAUUUAAAAAAGGCAACCUUAAUAUUCAAUGAGAAUUAAAAAUAAUACAUAAGAAAGAGUAUUCACUCCCGGACCUGGUGAAUAUUAAUCAAAAUCAUUUGUAUUUAAUAAAUAUAAACGUUCAGUAGUAUUUUCAAAAUAAAAAAGAGACGAUUUGUAUUAAUAAAGUAUAUCUCCUGGCCCUGGAAAUUAUGAUAAUUUAAGACCUAAAUCAGCUGCUCCUGAAUUUAAAUUCGGAUCUGAAUAAAGAGAUUGUUUAUAUAGAACUUAAUAAACACCCGGACCUGGUCAUUAUGAAUAAAAACCUAUUAUGGAAACAGGUAGAGGAAAGACUAUGUUUUCAAGAAAAAAUUAUGAACAUAUUUCUUAAGUUCCUGGUCCAGGUUAAUAUUAAUAAGACACAUCAAUUAUAAAAAAUAAAAAACCUUCAUUUAUAAUUGGAACAUAAAGUAGAGAUUCUUUAUUAAAUUAUUUAAAUAAUAAUCCAGGACCUGGAAGUUAUUAACCUCAAAUAGAUGCAAGUAGAGUUACUUCUUCCAAAAUUAGAAUUGGAACUGAUAUAAGAAAACCUUUAAAUAAUAUUUAAUAAAAUCCUGGACCUGGAUAAUACGAAUAUCAUCCAAAAACAGCAGACGGACCUAAACUUUCUUUUAAAGGUGUAGUAAGCUAAAAUCCUGUAGAUUUAGAAAAAAUAAGAGUUCCAGGUCCUGGUACAUAUGAACCUAAUUAAAUUUUGACAAAAAGAAGACCUUUUACAUCAAAAAUUGGAACAGGAUUAAGAAAAGAUUUAUAUAUGUAUAAAGAAGCUCCUGGACCUGGAUAUUAUAAUCUGAAAAAAGAUCCAAGAGGUCCAAAAUGGGUAUUCGGAUCAGAAAUAAGAGAUUAAUAAAAACAUAUAAGAACACCAGGACCCGGUGCAUAUGAUUUACCUGUUGUUUUAGCUGAUUUACCUAAAUAUGCUAUGACUAAGAGCGCAUAUGCUUCUCGAUGUUGA